Molecule: messenger RNA, 5235 nt
Organism: Adineta ricciae
Lineage: Eukaryota; Metazoa; Rotifera; Eurotatoria; Adinetida; Adinetidae
Source: the annotation of a GenBank genome assembly
AUGGAUAUUAUUUCCAUCAUGAUGAUCCUUGUGACAACGACGACGCUAAUCACGAUGUGGACGCCAAUUCACGCUCAACUAAACUUGUAUUACACCGAUUCAAUAAGUAAAGAUGUUUUGUAUCAUGACUGUUUGGAGUUCAAUGUAGAUAACUAUAUCAAAUUUCAAUGGAGACACGAGAAAUUUGAAUAUCCUUAUCAAAUUAUCUCGUACUGUUUACGUCCACUUGCCCAGGAAGAGGGAAACGAAUCAAUUAUUACACGAGAUAAUAUACUAUCAAAUUAUACAUUGGAUGACUUGAAAGCAAUGAAUGUUAGUGCACAAGAUCUACUUUCUUGGUCUGCCCCGAUCGAUCUUGUCGAAAACUACGUAAGCUUUCAAAAUAGAUUAGAAACAUCAGGUGUAUUGAAUCGAUUUUAUAAUUGUACAUCAUCAUGGUUCGGAACGUUUUGUCAAUUUACAUUUGACUCCAACGCAUCAUUUUCUAGCAUUGUGACAGAAACAUUUACUAAAAAAGAUCCCAAAUGGGCAGAAUCGAUUUAUACGUCCAAUCUUGAUAUCACUAAUUUAACGUGUUACAUGCACAUAAAAUGCAAUCGUGGACCACUGCCAAUGUGUCUCGAUUGGCGUGAAGUGUGUGAUGGGCGAAUCGAUUGUCUAGGUGACGGACUCGACGAGAAGCACUGCUUGCACCUGGAACUAAAUGAAUGUGAACAUGGCGAGUAUCGAUGUCAUAAUGGAAUUUGUGUACCUGAAGAAUUUCUUAAUGAUCAUCCAUAUAAUCCAGAUUGUCUGGAUGGGACUGAUGAGAAUAACUUCGAUGACUUGAAACUCAAUCGAGUUUUGGGAUUUGUUCAGUGUUAUAAAGAUCCAACGUUUCUAUGUGAAGAGUCAGAUCCCUUUUCUGGGUUACGCGGCCUCGUGUGUGGUGACGGACAAAAUAUUCAAAUGCAGACUGGUUUUCGUAUGAACUUUGACACGAUUGCGUAUUCAACAUGCGAGAAUCAUCGCGAUGAAAUACUAUUUCAGUCAGUUGUGUUUAACAAACUGCGUUCAUUGAACUGGACUUCAGAAUGUUUAAAUCUGAUCAAAUAUAUUAUGAAAUACGACACUUGGUUUAUUUCUUUUAUUCGGCUAUGUGAAAAUCAGCGUCCACCAUGUUCUGUACCGAUUCAUACUUUUUGCAAUCACCCAACCUAUAUACUUUUCCCUAUGAUACCUUUUCUUCAGGAAUACGGACAGUUCGGUUUUUGGACAAGUACACUAGUUACAUAUCACCAGUCCGACAAAAUGCCACUUCCUGACUUUAUCUGUUUCAAUGAAAAACGCUGUCCAGUCUUUGAAAAAAACUUUAUGAUCGACCAUAUGCCAUGUUCAAAUGUUUCAAGCUAUCAGCUACCAAAUAUUCGUUUUUUAAUUGAAAUGUUUCAUACAUGUUUGACAGUCGACGAAAGUGGCAACGAAUCGCAUUGUUUUGAUUCAUCGAUGUUUCAUUGUACAAAGCCAACGAAAUGCAUCUCGAAGCAUAGACUAGUCGAUGGAGUCAUGGAUUGUUUCGGACCUGAUGAUGAAUUCUUCUCAGAUUCGUGUAAACUUGACGACAAGCACCGUUUUCGAUGUUCAUCUGAAGACAAAUGUAUUUCACCUGUUCUGAUUCACAACACGCAAGAGAAUUGUUUGCGAGGCGAAGAUGAAACAUUUGACUUCAACAAAACAUUCUCUUUUCAAAACCUUUGUAAUGGAUAUGUUCAACUAUCGUUAAUAGUCAACGGAAAACAAGAAGAAACAGAUGAGACAAAUUGUGAACAGUGGCCAUGUAGCAAUCAAUACACACAAUGCAAUGGCGCAUGGGAUUGUCCGAACGGCAUGGAUGAGGUUAACUGUAACUCAAUGUCUCCAUGUUACCCUAAUCAACACUUGUGUGUAUCGCCUACCAACCUUCAAAUAACAUGUUUACCGGUCGAAAAAGCCGGAGAUGGAAAGGUAGAUUGUUUAGGAUCAACCGAUGAAAGAAAUUACUGUCGUAAACUCUACCCAGAACACUCUGGAUUGCGUUAUCGAUGUUGGAAUAGUACAAUAUGUAUCAGUGGAGGUUGUUUGGGUAUUCACGUUUGUCCAUUUGAAGAGCAGAACUUGAAUAAGAGUAUAUGCAAAGACGGUAGUGACAUAGAUUUAAUCUUACAGAGUCCUAUAUUAGACGGUAGCUUAGGUAGUAAAUACUCUCGUAACGAGGAGUACUUUAUUUUAAGUCAUAUGAGUCGUUUCGGAUCAAACGGAUCGUAUACAAACUUACCAGUAAGUGAUGACUCUAGUCCUGUUCAAGUUUUGAAUACUCAGACAGACCGUGUCGAUUCUUCGUUCAAAAAACUCGAUGCAGAUAUAAACUACUAUCGAGCAUGGAUCUGCAAUCGCGGUAUUCUUUUCUUUCAAGGAGAACAAAGAAUUAAAAGAUGCCUCUGUCCGCCUAGCUAUUACGGAGAUCGCUGUCAAUUUCAGAACGAACGAGUUAGUCUAACUCUGCAAUUCAGCAAAGAAUGCGCUCCGAACUGUCAAGGAAUCUAUACUAUCAUUGUGACUCUUGUCGAUAGUGGUAGCAUAAUUCAUUCUUACGAACAGUUCACCUACAUCUCCACGAGCAGUUGCGAUCGAAAAUACAACGUGUACCUGCUUUUUCGGACUCAACCAAAGAAUUUGGAGAAAAAUUAUACCGUUCGAAUUGAUGCUUACAGUAAGCUUGAUCUUCUUCAUUAUACAAGUUGGAUGUUACCAGUCAAGUUUCUAUUUCUGCCUGUCAAUCGUAUUGCUACACACUUGAUUCUACCGUCUCAUCCUGUAAGUCACAUCGAAACAUGUAAAUUAGCAUGCAGUAGUCAUGGUCGUUGCAUGAUGUACUCAAAUAGAAAAGACGACUUUUGUCUCUGUGAGUCCGGUUGGUCAGGCACUGAUUGUUCUAUUCAACUGUAUAAUUGUGAUUGCUCGUCGGAUGCGAAGUGUCUUGGUGAAGUCAACAAUCGGUCGAUUUGUUUGUGUCCUCAUACAAAGCUUGGGCCACGUUGCUUUCUUACUUCUAUAUGUCAAAAUAACCCGUGCAAAAACGGCGGUCAGUGUAUAAUAGAAGACCAACAGAUAUUUGCGGUAACAUUCAAAUGUAUUUGUAUCAAUGGCUACUCUGGUUCGAUGUGUGAAAUAAGAGAUACGCGUGUGGAUAUUUCAUUUGACGGUGUAGAUAUUCCUCGAGCUCUAUUAGUUCAUGUCAUUACACAACGUGUGAAAAGUCAUCCUUCAAUCACUACAAUACCUAGGAAGAUUCGUUUCGACGAACACAGCACCUUAUUGUAUAUCGCACUGCCCUUCAAUCUGAUUUUCGUUCAAAUCGAUAAUGAUUAUUAUCUUGCCUUUCUACAAACGAACAGUUCAUCUUUAGCACGACGAAUCUCACUCCAGAUGAGCUCGUUUCACUAUUGUCCUGCUGUCGAUUACUUACUUGAUAAACGAACACUAGACUUUCAUAUAUUGCGCCGGGCAAAAUUCUAUCAUAAUGUUUGCCGACAAAAUACUCAUUUCUCUUGUUUCUACGAUCCGAAGGCAUUUGUAUGCUUGUGCAACAAUGACAAUUUUGCGAACUGUUUCCCCUUUGAUUUCAAUAAGACCCACGUGUGUAAGGGACGAAGUACGUGUGAAAAUGGUGGCCAAUGUCUUCAGAAUCCUGCUACGUGUCCUCAAUCAACCAUGUGUAUUUGCACCGACUGCUUUUACGGAGGAAGAUGCCAGUUCACGACGAAAGGUUUUGGCUUAUCACUUAACAUUAUCCUCGGAUACCAAAUACAACCACAUUUAUCCCUUGCACGUCAGCCAUCUUCAGUCAAAGUUAGUGUUAUAAUAACAACACUCAUGUGUUUAGUUGGUGUCGUCAAUGGGCUUUUGUCGAUUAUGACAUUCAAGUCAAAAACUCUUCGUCAGACUGGAUCUGGAUUCUAUCUUUUCGUAUCAUCAAUCGUAUCCCUUAUCUGCUCUGUUGUCUUUAUGACAAAAUUUUGGUUUCUACUAUUCUCCCAGAUGUCAUGGAUCAAAAAUCCUACCUUCAUUCUCUUAGACUGCAUUGUAAUGGAUUUUACUCUGCAAUCUCUUCUUACUAUAAGCACUUGGUUGAAUGCUUGCGUUGCUAUUGAAAGAGCUUCUAUCUUGCAAAAAGGAAUACAUUAUAGUAAGGACAAAAGUCGAAGGAUUGCACCAUGGGUCAUCAUUGGCACUGUAUUGUGUUGUCUUGUCAGCUUUGUACAUGACCCAAUUCACCGUGAACUGAUUGAUGAUAAAGAAGAACUGCGGACUUGGUGCGUUGUUCGCUACACUUCUAUCAUGAAAACAUUCGAUUCAUUUAUGAAUAUUUUUCAUUUUAUUAUGCCGUUCUCUAUCAAUUUAGUUUCAGCCAUGAUUAUCAUCGUUACUGUUUCUCGCAUCCAUUCAGCUACAGACAGAGCAAUGACUUAUAAAGAACAUUUAUACAAAGGCUUUAGUGAACAAAAGCAUCUUAUAAUUAGUCCGCUGAUUUUGGUUAUUCUAGCCGUACCACGUCUGGUCAUUUCGUUCGCCUCUGGAUAGCAACUACUCGUUUCAACAUCAACACCACCAAUGGAAACAGCUACACUUGCUAUCUCGGCAACAACAUCGAUAACAACAGUGCUGUUGUCAGAAAAUGUUUGCCGCAGUAUGUUCACCGAUCCAUCCAUUUAUUCAAUUAUGGGCACAAAUGUACUAGCGAUUGCUGAUAUCAACAACGAUGAAAAGCUCAACAUCGUUAUGGUUAACUAUGGCAGGUCUACGAGUAGUUUCGGUAUUCUUUUCAAGACUGAUAAUAAAACAUUUCUGAAUGCAACGAAGUAUCUCUUGAAAAACACAUCAUAUGGAAUAGCCGUGAUUGACUUAAACAUUAUUAUUGGAUCGAAUGCAACGAAAGUGUGCAUUCUUCUCAACAGGGGUGAUGGAACGUUUAUAAAUGAAAUACGGUACGACAUUGGGUCAAGUGCAAUUCCGAUUCGUGUUAACAACAUGACUAACGACGGAGAACUUAACAUUGUUGUCGGAUAUGCUGAGUUAGACAGUAUCGUUGAUUUUCUUAACGCAGGCAAUAUUACCUUUUCAUCUAUGAAUCUACUUAUUCAGUUGGUGAAUUUCCAACAUCUAUUAUCAUUAUCAACAUUAAUCAUGACAAAAGAAAUCGGAUAUAGUUGUUGCUAA